Molecule: messenger RNA, 3368 nt
Organism: Melitaea cinxia (Glanville fritillary)
Lineage: Eukaryota; Metazoa; Arthropoda; Insecta; Lepidoptera; Nymphalidae
Gene: Picot
Product: putative inorganic phosphate cotransporter
Exons: 10
Coding region: 269-1825 (518 amino acids)
Biological process (GO): monoatomic anion transport; transmembrane transport
Molecular function (GO): transmembrane transporter activity
Source: RefSeq, a predicted model, not a curated record
AGUAAAAACUUGGUGACGUAAGCGCACGCGGGCGACGCGUGCUGCCCCUCGCGCCCCCCGGCUGUGUAUAUUUACGACUCGCGCGUCGCGCCGGCUAUCUUCCAGUCCCGUUCCGAACCUCGUCCUUACAACUUGCAACCCUCGCGAUGUCAAACCACCCCGUAAUCAAUGUCGGUACGCACACCAGCGUAACGUAAACGACUUUUGUAGCCGAGUUUUCACUGUGUUCUGUUCGUUUUCUCAUUUAUUUCUUUCCCCAAUCGACAAUAUGGUAUCGAAUCGUGGCACCCACGUGCUCGUCUGGGAGCAGCCUGGUUUGGAAGAUCAGAGGCCCAAAACCUAUAGUGGCGGCCUGGGAACACGUCACUGGGUGACGUUCAUGCUGUUCCUCGGCAUGGCGAAUGCGUACAUCAUGAGGACCAACAUGUCCGUAGCCAUAGUGGCCAUGGUCAACCAUACCGCGCUUCCAGUGCACAAGGAGGCUAUGGACACCGAGUGCGGAAACGUUGACAACUCUACUCAAGAGGUACUGACACAAGAUGGCUCGUUCGUGUGGUCUUCGACUCUUCAAGGCUACAUCCUGUCGUCCUUUUUCUACGGUUACGUCAUUACGCAAAUUCCUUUCGGAAUUCUGUCGAAAAGAUACGGUGCCCGUCUCUUCCUCGGUAUUGGUAUGUUGAUCAACUCUGUCUUCGGUCUCCUCGUCCCAGUGGCCGCACAGGCUGGUUACGGGUGGCUCAUCCUCGUCAGAUUCAUCCAGGGUCUGGGAGAGGGACCUAUCGUACCAUGCUCCCAUGCGAUGUUAGCGAAAUGGAUUCCACCAAACGAAAGGAGUAGAAUGGGAGCAGCUGUGUAUGCAGGUGCCCAAUUCGGUACAGUAAUCUCAAUGCCACUUUCCGGUCUGCUCUCUGCGUAUGGCUUCUCAGGCGGUUGGCCAUCCAUCUUCUACGUUUUUGGAGUGAUAGGAACAAUCUGGUGUCUGGCUUUCUUGUUCUUCGUGUCUGAGGAUCCUGAGAACUGCCCUAGCAUCAAUGAGACGGAAAAGAAGUACAUCUUGAGCUCGCUAUGGGGCGCCGCCGGUUCCAGUUCCCCUCCAAUUCCAUGGAAAAAGAUCGUCUUAUCGAUGCCCUUCUGGGCGAUAAUGUUGGCGCACAUGGGACAGAACUACGGCUACGAGACGCUGAUGACGGAGCUACCGACCUUCAUGAGACAAGUUCUCCACUUCUCUAUCAAGGAUAACGGUUUUGUAUCUGCGUUACCAUACUUAUGCAUGUGGCUGUUCUCGAUGUUCAUCUCGGUGGUCGCGGACUGGAUGCUGUCCAGUGGACGUUUCAACCACACUCAAGUCAGAAAGAUCAUUAACAGUAUUGGUGAAUACGGACCAGCCAUCGGUUUAUUCAUCGCCGCAAACACAGGCUGCAACCCUGCCGCUACCGUCGCCAUCCUUGCCAUCGGCGUAGGCUUCAACGGUGGAAUUUACUCUGGCUUCAAGGUCAACCACUUGGAUAUUUCGCCACGUUUCGCCGGUAUUCUAAUGGCAUUCACCAACUGCCUCGCCAAUCUCACAGGUCUUCUGGCUCCCAUCGUCGCCGGGUACAUUAUUGAGGGCAGGCCAACCCAAGCUCAAUGGAGGAUAGUAUUCUAUAUCGCGGGUGGUGUGUACAUCUUCUGUGCCACAUUCUACAACAUCUUCGGUUCGGGCCGAAGACAAGAAUGGGACAACCCGGCUGAUGAUGAAGCUAACGCUAAGAAAGCCGCCGCUAAAAAGGCAAACAAGUCAGAAAGGAGAGCCAAUAAUCAGAACACAGCGGAAACCGCUCAAUAGUUCGUUUAAAAGCUCAGAGCAUACAACCUUUUAAAAAAAUGUCUAUGAUUUUAAAGUCCCCCAUACACUAGAUAGAAACAAUGUGAUGUAAUAGAAAGAGAGGGCUUAAUAUUUAAUUAUGUUCUCGUUUUCUUGUACGUUGUUCUAUGUCUGUGUAUUAUUAUAAAAAGGCAGGUUCCUUAGUCUUCUGAUCCAAUAAAAGUUGUAUUCGCUCUGAGCCAUCGUUACGAUAUAAGUUCCAUUGUUUAUGAUUUUUUAAGAGAGACUUUAAGUGUGCAAAAUAGUAUAUUCAUUGCUUAAACUGUUUAAUAAUUAUUAUUUUUGUUUAUUAAUUAAUUUUAUAAAUCGACUUAGAAUGUAAGUGAUCCUGGUAGUUUUGAAAACAAGUCAUGUACACACAUUUCAAUUUGACAAAAUAGAAUUAAAUUUUCGUUUUAUUUUGCUCGGACUUCUAAUAUCUGUUCGACGUAUUUUAGUAUAAAUAUGAAAUACAUGGGAGACGCACAUCAAUAAGGCUGUGAUAAUAUCUUGUGUAGAGAAAGAAACAACAUGGAGUCUAUAUCGUAACAUUGUUGAACUUGCUGUUUAUUUAUUUAUAAUAUAUAUAUUAAGUACCAUACAAGUAUUGUUCAUAAUUUUAUAGAUUGAAAGUAGAUAUAGUAAUGUGUGAAAGCUGAAAAUGACGAUGGGUCCAAGAAUUUUUCAAUGGAAAAUAACGUUACCGUCCCCUCCAGUGAAUUUACAAUCUCGCACUUAUAUGUAUAUAAGUGUUCAGAGCCUUUUACUGUAAUGUUAGAAUUUAAUAAAUCCGGAACAUUGAAGGUUCGCAGUCACUCGAAUAUAUUACAUAAACAUCGAAAUAUUUACAAAAUCACGCCAUUUUCGAAAUUUAUAAAGGUUGUUGGCGUUUCAAAAAAGUUUUGAAUGCCAAAACGGUAAUAUGUUGUGAAUGUCUUUUAAAAUGUUUUAUAUUCGUACGAAGCGAAUAACGUAGCAGAUGUAGUAAGAUGUAUUUUAUUUAUGUAUUUUAGUUUUACGUAUGUACAUGCGACGUCAAACGACGAUGUAUGCCCAGAGCUAAUGUGAUCAUUCUGUUAUUAAUUAAUUGUAAGCUAUUUUAUACCAUAACGCAAAUUUUUAGUCGGUCUACAACUAAAUAGAAAAAAAACUAAAUUUUAUAGAAUUUUUAAAUCUGUAGUCCACACUUGUAGACAAUAAAGUAAAAUUUCCAAAGUCGAAUACAUUGUCCCCAUGUUAAAUAUAUAAAAAACUUCAAUUUCUAAGUUCUAUAAUCUGUGUGCAUGUAUUCUAGUACUAGAUUUUUAUCAGUAAAAAGUUAAAAACUAAUAUUUGUUGAUAUUAUAAAAAUUUAAAUUGUCUAUGACUAUCUUUUAUGAGCCGUUUAUGAUAGACACUUAUAACGUAAUUUGUUUUUAUUUGAAAACUACAUAUUAUGUGAUGUCCUGAUUACCGAUUAUUUCUUAAAAUUUGUAUACUCUAACUUGUGAAGUUUCAGAGAAAUACAAAAAAUUUUAUUCUAUAA